GCAAAAAUUCAGUUUCUUCUAUAUUUGUUUGCUUGGAUCAAAAAUCAAACUACCCUUUUUCCUGUUUUCCUUUAAUUUUUUUUUUUUGGAACAUAGGGUUUUCAUAGAAUUCUUGCAAGGUUGUUUUUGCUCUUUGGCAAGAAUUCUAACAAAGGGUAAAUCAAAGAAGAUCAAAAAAAAAAAAAAGAAGACAUGAGCUGGUUGUCUUGUUGUAGGUCGGAUGCGCAUCACCGCAAUGUUGCCUGUAAGAAGAAAACCGUCGGCGUUGGUGGUAAUAACAACAACAAUGGCAAAUCAUUGAGGUCUUUCAUGCAUACUUUGUCUCUCAAGACAGAUGGAGGCAAGCAGAAGAUAGAUGAAGAAAUUCAGAAAAUCAGGAAAGCUAAAGUUUCGGCUCGUAUCUUCACAUUUCGAGAACUAGUUGUUGCAACAGAUAACUUCAAUCCUGAUUGUCUGAUAGGCGAAGGGGGAUUCGGCCGGGUUUACCAAGGAUACAUAGAAUCCAUUGAUCAAGUUGUUGCGGUGAAGCAACUUGAUAGGAAUGGAUUGCAAGGAAGCAGAGAAUUCUUCUCAGAGGUUCUAAUGUUAAGCCUGGUUCAACAUCCCAACCUUGUCAAUCUGAUUGGAUAUUGUGCUGAUGGGGAUCAAAGGAUUUUAGUUUAUGAAUAUAUGCCUAAUGGUUCUUUGGAUCAUCUUCUUGAUUUACCCCCUGGCCAGCAGCCAUUGGACUGGAACACAAGGAUGAAAAUAGCUGUAGGAGCAGCCAAAGGACUAGAGUACCUACAUGACUUUGCCGAUCCACCGAUAAUUUUCCGCGAUUUUAAAGCGUCCAACAUCUUACUAGAUGCCAACUUUAAUCCGAAACUGUCUGAUUUUGGACUUGCAAAGUUAGGGCCAACAGAGGGGAAGGAACAUGUUUCAACAAGGGUGAUGGGGACCUAUGGUUAUUGUGCUCCGGAAUAUGCGAUGACAGGGAAGCUGACCGUGAAAUCUGAUGUUUACAGUUUCGGUGUGGUGUUUCUGGAGAUAAUCUCGGGGAGGAGAGCUAUUGAUCUCGAAAGACCGACCGAAGAACAGAACCUGGUUGCUUGGGCCGAGCCAUUGUUCAAAGACAGGCAGAAGUUCGAAUUAAUGGUGGAUCCCCUGCUCAAAGGGAAUUACCCUAUAAAGGGUCUUUGUCAAGCUCUUGCAGUUGCAGCAAUGUGCCUUCAGGAGGAAGCCGAGAGUCGGCCAUUGAUUGCUGAUGUCGUGACAGCCAUCGAGUUCCUUGCCAGGCCAAAAGACAGUGAAAACAAUUAUGAAGAUUCACAAAGAAGCGGUUGCUUGCACGAUAAAUCCGCGCGAGAAGAAAGUGAGUGAGACAGUGAAUUCUAGAUGCCGUAGCUCGGUUGAGCAACGUCGAAGUUUGGAACAAUCGCAGAACCGAAGCAGCUAAAAAUCGGGACCAAAACUAUCAAUCUACAAAGUCAUUAGGAUGAUGUUUGUGUAAUGAAUCAGUCAGCUAUUUGCUUUCAGGCUGUAAUGGUUUGAAUAGCAAUUGGUGUUUUAUUGUAUUCGUAGCCAUUUCAGUUGACUUUGAGUGUACUGUUGUCGAUGAAAUUAAAUGCCAUUUUGUUA
This is a messenger RNA of Gossypium raimondii (Peruvian cotton), 1617 nucleotides long. Its product is annotated as probable serine/threonine-protein kinase PBL23. Gene Ontology annotation, biological process: protein phosphorylation. The coding region runs from base 193 to 1359 and encodes 388 amino acids. The transcript has 5 exons. The record is from RefSeq and is a predicted model, not a curated record. Gene Ontology annotation, molecular function: ATP binding; protein kinase activity. NCBI's taxonomy places the organism in Eukaryota, Viridiplantae, Streptophyta, Magnoliopsida, Malvales, Malvaceae.